Molecule: messenger RNA, 1611 nt
Organism: Klebsormidium nitens
Lineage: Eukaryota; Viridiplantae; Streptophyta; Klebsormidiophyceae; Klebsormidiales; Klebsormidiaceae
Source: the annotation of a GenBank genome assembly
AUGGCGUCAUUCCUCGUCAGCCAGCCUUCUGCGCCGCAUGUCAAAACCCUGCUCAGCUGCCUUUUAAUCCUGGCUCUGGGCCUGCAAACUGCGGACGCUUUUCCAGGGUGCCAGGGGGGCGACGCUGAUACGUUGACAAUCCUCUCAGACUUGCAGUUCCAUGAUCGCUCGGGCUUUUAUGGGGAUGUCAGACUCGAUGAGAGCAGGGGGUUCCUUCUGGCUGCUAUAGACACCCAGUUCUGGCGCAUCCCGGUGUCGCUGACCCUGAACGCAAGCGACGUUUUCAUCUGUCCGGAUAUCUCUCUGAGCCUGACGCCCGCCAACCGAGUGCAACGAUAUGCGCUGGACAUAGAACGGGGUCUUGCGUUCAUGGCGACCAAGACGGGGCCAAACAUGCAGUUCCAGAUUCUGAACUACACUGGUGUUGGCGCCUUGACACUGGUCGGAAACCCGACCGACCUCGGCUCCACGGCGGCUUUUACCACCAUAGCCUAUGACCCCGUGAAGAAGACGCUAUGGGCAGGUGUCGGGACGAGCGUCAUUACGUAUGACGUCAGCGACCCGAGCAGCCCGGUUCAGGGGGUCAGUCUCACCUUGAACCCCGCCCCCUUCGAAGGCGGAGUCGUGUUCAACGUGGCAGGACGGCGGGGUUACUACGUGACGGCGAAUCAGUACUACGAAGUGAACCUGGAUACGCCCGCGCUGGUUGCCACGUCGACCCUCGCCCAGGGGGACAAUGGCGCCAUCGACUACGUCAGCAUGACGUUCGAUGACGCCAACCAGGUGUUUUACCAACUGGGCGGCUCGUACAAUCAGUCGUACAAUGGGCACCGCGGAUACGUCACGAGGCGCGCUGUUUCCGGCGGCUCCCCCAGCGACCCCCUCUUCGAGCUCCCAGCCCACAACUUCCGGGCUAUGGCCGCUUAUCCGCGGGACAGCAUGAUUUACUUCGCAACCAAUGAUCCGGCGAAUCCGCUGUACGGGAUCGCAACUAGCAAGCCGCUCGACGAUCCGUCCAUGUUCUCCUUCGUCCUCGCGACGGACUCCGCCGGCAACAACGGAACGGUCUACGCUGGAGUUUUUGCCGACACCCCCGGCACCGACCUCGCCUUCGCCCUGCAUGACGCCAUCGAUGGCGUCAGCAACGGCGUCGACGUGCUGUCGUGGACCAACGGCGGGUGCGGCGCGGCCGCCGCGCCGUGCCUCAAGGCCGACGGGCUUUCCUGCAGCUGCAUUCCGUCCACGCUCUUCAGUUCCGUCGCUCCGGUCGACAAGUGCACGGACGCGUCGCUCAACAACCGGAGCACUCCCUUCACGCUCGGAUAUUGCAUCCCCCCCCCUCCACCGCCCGUGCCGAGGCCCCCCCCCGCGAAUCUCGCGCCCGGACCUGCCCCGGGGCCGUCGACCUCAGGCAACGGAACGAACGGAACCAACGGAACCAACGGAACGAAUGUGAAUGGGACCGGAAAUGGAGGGGGCGGAACCGGGACUGGCGACGGAAACGGAGCCCCCGGGGCGGGGACGAAGACCGGGGGAGCUGCUCGCGCGCGUUUUUCCGCUGCCGUUGUGACGCUCAGCGGAGUGGCAAUUGCUGCCGCCACGAUGUUUUAA